AUGGGUCCAAAGUUGUGUGGGACCACUCGCUCCAUGAACGUUUGUAAUAGCAUGGAAAGCGGAAAAGAAAUUAAAGUAGAGGGUCUUACGGAUGAAGAAGCUUGGAGUUUGUUCAAGGAUAAAGUUGGCGCUGAAGAUAUUAUUAUGUUGGCCGAAAUACAACCAAUUGCAAAGCAGGUAGCAGAGGAAUGUGGAAGGUCGCUACUAGCCCACGAUCAUCGCUGGCCGUGCUUUGAGGAAAGCAAAACAACUGCCAGCCGGAGGAAUGCAUUACGACAACUCAAGACAUCAAGAGCUGAUCGAUAUAUGGACUAUGAAAUCUUAGUUGAUGAGUUGAUUGAAUACUGGAUGGCUGAGGGAUUGAUUGAUGAAGAGGGGAGUAUACAGACUGGGAAAGACAGAGGCCAUGCUUAUCUCAAGGAACUCAAAGAUGCAUGCAUGAUAGUGAGUGUCGGGAAUGAUGAUAAAUUUGUGAGGAUGCAUGACUUAAUCCGGGAUCUUGCAAUUAACAUCACAAGAGAGCCACCUCUCUUCAUGGUAAAAGCUGGAUUACAAUUGGAGGAGUCGCCUAAGGAGGAAGAAUGGGUUGAAAGUCUAGAAAGAGUCUCGUUGAUGAGUAAUGGUGUCAAAGCAUUUAAAGGCGAACCAAAUUGUCCUCGUCUAACUAAUUUCUUGCUGAAAGAAAAUGGUGCAGUCACCUUCUCUGACACAUUCUUCAAGCAUAUGCACAACCUUCAAGUCCUUGACCUCUCUGGGACUAGAAUUAAAUCACUUCCAAGUUCGCUUUCUGAUUUGAUGAACUUACAUGCACUAAUCUUGACGAAUUGCUCUAAGCUCAAGUGUCUGCCUUCACUAGCUAAGCUUCAUAAAUUAAGACAGCUAAAACUUGGAGGAUUACGUUCCCUGAAUUAA
Dioscorea cayenensis subsp. rotundata (Guinea yam) is the source of this 912-nucleotide messenger RNA. Its product is annotated as probable disease resistance protein At1g15890. Gene Ontology annotation, molecular function: protein binding; ADP binding. The record is from RefSeq and is a predicted model, not a curated record. The transcript is spliced from 2 exons. NCBI's taxonomy places the organism in Eukaryota, Viridiplantae, Streptophyta, Magnoliopsida, Dioscoreales, Dioscoreaceae. Bases 1 to 912 code for a protein of 303 amino acids.